CCGUUGCUUUUAGCGCCGCGAUCCACACAUUCUCACCUUUCAAAGAGAGGAGAUCCAUGGAAUAAUAAAGCAGCCGAUUUCCCUUUCAGCAGCAACCACCACCAUACCUCACCCACUGUGUACAGACCUUUAUCAAUCCUUCCUUCGUCCCUUCGUCCGUGAGUUAGUUAGUCGUCUUGUUACUCAGUAAAUCAAAGCCAAGUAAUCAAGUCAAGUGAAUAUUAUGGACUCGUCGCCUCCUUUGGCUGCCUUGGCGUUGGCCAUUACCACUCAAGAUUGGACGGCCCUGGGUUUGGGCGAUGAUCCCAAUAUCGCGGCCACCUUGGACUUUGAUGUGACCGUGGAACGGUUGACAGCGCUCUUGUUGGUCCGAAUUGUGGCAGUGGUGUCACCGCACGGGAAAUACCGAGAUCUCUCGACGACUACUAUUUGUCGUGAAGCACUCUUGAAGAAUGAAGCGUCCUGGGGAGAUCCCAUUACCGAGACUGUCAUUCAGCAACUGCGAGACUACGUCUCCUCCAUCUUGGCCACUUAUGCUCACCAAGAUCAAACACCCUAUCAUUCGCAAGCCCAUGCCUAUCAUGUCACCAUCAGCAUGAACAAAAUGUUGGAUUUGAUGCUCAAUUCCGAUAUUCAAGGAGAUCGCCUCCAUACUACGUUUGGACUCCGACACGAUCCUCUCAUGCAUUUGGUACUCAUCUUUUCCGCACUCAUUCAUGAUGCCGAACAUCGAGGAAUUCCCAAUCGACAACUCGUCAUUCAAGAUGAUCCACUCGCCAUUCUAUACAAUGAUCAAUCCAUUGCUGAAAAUAGAUCCCUCUUUCUGGGAUUCUCCGAAUUACUCAAAGAGCAAUACAAACCACUACGAGAUGCCAUGUUUGUCUCCACGGAAGAAUACAGACGAUUCCGAAAGGCAUCGGUCAAUCUGAUACUCACUACCGACAUUGCAUCGCCCGAACGAACACAAGUCGGAAAGAGCAAAUGGAAAGAAGCCUUUGGAGAUCCCUUUGAAACCGUCGAACGCAAGGUACGCAACGAAAUGAAACGACGACAAUCCAUGAGCAGUGCCACCAGUCCAGGCAUGCUCAAAUUUGGAAGACGCACGUCCGCUGGUUCCAUGUACUCGGAACUCACCACACCUGAAUUUAGAGAAGGCGAGGCAGAAGAUGGAGAAGAAGUCAGUCCUUCGAUUACACCCGAUUCCUCCUAUAAUGGAGAUGAUUACGAUAGCAUCGAUGACGAUUAUUCACAAGAUGGAAUGAUCGUAUCCAGUAAACCAUUCUCCAAUGUCAUUUCCAGUUCACACUUGAAUUCCAACAAACAGCAACAACAGCACAUAAUGCCACGGAACGAACCCGGUAGCGGAAAAUUGGGAGCGGCACAGCUGGGGUAUGAACCCGAUACACCAUCCAACAAUAUUGAUCUGGAAUACGGUGAUGAUACUAAUCAAAAUAAUAAGGGAGGAUCCAACUCCAGUUUGGGGGGGACCAAUGGCAACCAACAUCCUAUUGCGCCGCCACAACCACAUCAGCACCAGCAUCAUAAUCAUCCACAACAACGAAGUCCCACGGGAAGAGUUACGCCGAUACGAGGCAUGUCGGCAAAAAAUAAAAAGGCACUCCCCAAUCCCAUGGCGUCACUCCGAAAUCAUGGUGGCUCUGAUUUCAAACGAGAAGCCGUACGCAACAUGUCCAUGAGCGAUUUCAAGCGCGACGAACAAGGAUUGCACCAUACCAGUGAACACGUCGUCAUGUCCAAACAAAUGGCCAAAUUUCAACGACGAUUCUCCACAUCGGUCGUACACCAGGGGAAUGCACAACAAAACACCAACAGUAAAAAAUACAAGUAUCGAUUGGGUAUUCUCCGGGCAGUCGAUUUGUCCGGGGAAGCCAUUGAAACUUACUCGAGAGGAUCGGGAACCGGUGCCAUGUCCACGGCGUCGCUCAAGACCCCUUCGGUGCGGUCGCCACCGGGAACCGUCGUCGGUGCCAUUGCCGAUGAAGUGGACGAGUUGAAAGUUACAGUGGUCAUGGAACAACUCAUGACGGCAUGUGAUGUCGCACACAACCUGCAAUCCUGGGAACACAUGGUCAAGUGGUCCAACCAACUCUUUCUAGAGCUCAAAAAGGCACACAAAGAGGGACGAGGUGGGGAUCCAAAGAAUAACUGGUUUGAAAAUCAGAUUGGAUUUUUGGAAAGUUACCUGUUGCCACUGGCACGGCGAUUGGAGGAUACAGGGGUUUUUGGUGAUGUCAUUGGACCUGUUUUUGCACGUAUUGUAGAAGCCAAUCGGGAUAAAUGGCUGACAGAUGGAUUGAGCGUCACAUCUGACAUUAUUUUGGAAGGAGGGAGGAAGUAUCCAGUGGAGGGAGACGUUACUGCAGCGGCGACGUAGAGAUGCCACGCGGACAUUUUUGCUUUGGUGCGAUGGUCGGUUCCAAUUGAACGCAUCUCGCGAUCCUUGCCUACUGGCGGCGUCGCCCUAGCCCAUGUGCUCGCCCGGGGUUUCUCGAAUCCGCGAUCUUCCGCUUCAGCAAGUGCCUGGACAUGCCACGCUGAAAGGAACCUGUCGUAGAACUUAGCUCAUGGGUAGGUGUCUAGCUAGUUCUCGGUCAUGUUACUUGGUAUCGAUAGCAAAGUAGAAAGUUCUCUCGUCGUCGAGUCCAAAUCUCUUUUUUGUUGAAGAAGAGCACACUGCUUCACUUGGUGC
Seminavis robusta is the source of this 2710-nucleotide messenger RNA. The record is from the annotation of a GenBank genome assembly. NCBI's taxonomy places the organism in Eukaryota, Bacillariophyta, Bacillariophyceae, Naviculales, Naviculaceae.